AUGCAGCGCCGGUCGUCGANCCGGGAACUCGAGGCCGUGGCGGAGGUGUCAACUACUACUACGACGACGACGCAGCCGCCGCUGCUGUUGGUGGGCGAGGUGGUGCUGCUGCCGGUGGGGGACGGCAUGCCCGAGCGACAGCGGAGGCGGCACCUGGUCAUCAACGAGAUCGUGACCACCGAGAGGGACUACGUGCGCGACCUGCAAGUGCUCCUCUCCGUCUUCAUGAUGCCGUUGCAGAGCAAGGGGAUCGUGACGGCGGAGGAGGGCCGACGGCUGUUCUCCAAUGUGAAGACGCUGAUGGCCAUCAACCAGGCGCUCCUGGCCGACCUCGAAGCGCGCGUCGGGGCCUCGCAGGGCAACAACAUCGGCGAAUGCUUCCUCCUCUUCGGGGACUACUUGAGAAUGUAUGCGAUCUACUGCGCCAACCAGAAGACGGCCUACAAGACGCUGGCGCGGUGCACCAAGACCAAUGCCAGCUUCCGCGAGGCGCUGCAGCAGGCGCACGACAACGAGCAGACCAGGCUGCUCAAUCUCGACAGCUACCUGAUCAAGCCCAUGCAGCGACUGUGCAACUUGUCGGCCCUGCACUACUUCCUCUUCUCCGACCUCCUCGUCCUCACCACGGCGCCCGCGAGUUCGAAAGCGGCCUCGGCCAGGAGGAAGAGUGGCUCCACCAAGAAGGUGGAGGUGCAGGCGAUGCUGUCGCUCCUCGAAGCCCAGGUGGAGCUGAACGAGCCGACCAGCGCGGAGGACUGUGACGCCAAGGCCGCCACGCCCACAGUGGAGAUCACGAGCGGCGGCGACGAGUACGUCGUGCCCUUUGUCUCGGCCGACCACAGGUCGCACUGGGUCCUCGCCUACCGGACCGCCCUCGACUCUGCGGCUGCUCUCGCCGACUGCUGA
This is a messenger RNA of Acanthamoeba castellanii str. Neff, 906 nucleotides long. Its product is annotated as RhoGEF domain containing protein. Gene Ontology annotation, molecular function: guanyl-nucleotide exchange factor activity. The record is from RefSeq and is a predicted model, not a curated record. NCBI's taxonomy places the organism in Eukaryota, Discosea, Longamoebia, Acanthamoebidae. The transcript has 5 exons. Gene Ontology annotation, biological process: positive regulation of Rho protein signal transduction. Bases 1 to 906 code for a protein of 301 amino acids.